AUAUGGAAUAGUUAAUAAUAUAAAUAGACAGUCUAAAGAGCUUCAUUUCCACUGCAACACAAACCUUCACCUUGAAAGAACACACACUUAGCCGGUUUUCUACCCUUCCAAACAAGCCAACAAUGGCAGAAUCAAUCCUCUUUGGAAUCGCAAACAGAAUUGUUGAAAGCUUAACAUCUGCUACAGUGCAAGAGCUCGCCUUGAUCUGGGGUGCCAAGGAUGAACUUUCAGGUCUUGAAGAAACCAUUUCAACAAUCAAAGAUGUACUUCUUGAUGCUGAGGAGCAGCAGGUCCAUAACCAUCAAGUCAGAAGCUGGCUCAAUAAGCUUGAAGAUGCAGUUUACGAGGCUGAUGACUUGUCUGACGAUAUCUCCACUGAAGUUUUGCGGCGCCAACUAAUGUCUGGAUGUAAUAUAGGCAAGAAGGUACGCACUUUCUUCUCAUCCUCCAACCAACUUGUGUUUCGUCACAACAUGGCUCACAAAAUAAAAGACAUUAAAGAGAUACUAGCUGCCAUUAGUAAAAACCGUGGAGACUUCCAAUUAGAGGUGCGUCGUGAGGAGACUAGACUUGUGGCAAGAGCUAGGGAGCAUACUCACUCUUACAUACCUCAAGAAAAUGUCAUUGGGAGGGAGAGUGACAAAAUUUCCAUCCUACAACUUUUGUUAGAUCCCAAACACGAAGAGAAUGUGUUUGUUGUGCCGAUAGUGGGAUGUGGAGGUUUAGGAAAAACCACACUUGCUCAACCAGUGUUUAAUGAUAAGGAGGUUCAAACAAAAUUUGAUUUGAGGAUAUGGGUAUGUGUCUCUAAUGAUUUUAAUGUGCGAUCACUUGUCGAGAGAAUUAUAAAAUCUGUAACUGACCAGAGUUUGGGAAACCUUGAGAUGGAUCAAUUACAAAAGGAACUUCAAAAACAAAUAAAUGGUAAGCGAUAUUUUCUUGUCCUUGAUGAUGUAUGGAACGAGAAUAGAGAAUUAUGGAUAAGCUUGCAAAAUUUAUUGUCAAAUGGUGCUAAAGGAAGUAGAAUAUUGAUAACCACUCGUAGUAAAGUAGUUGGAGAGAUUACAAGCACAAUGGAACCAUAUAUGUUGGGGCUUUUAGAUAAAGAUAAUUCAUGGUCUUUAUUUAAAAAAGUGGCUUUUAAGUCUGGACAAGAACCAAACAACUCUAACACUGUAAAAACUGCAAUGGAAAUUGUGGAAAAGUGUGGAGGAAUUCCUCUUGCCAUAAGAACAAUUGGAAGCAUGUUGUACUCCAAAAAUCCAGAAACAGAGUGGUCCAAUUUCCUUGAAAUUGAAUUUUCAAGGAUUCCUCAAAAUGAAAAUGAUAUUUUACCCACUCUUAAGCUUAGUUACGAUAGCCUCCCAUCACAUUUGAAAAACUGUUUUGCCUAUUGUAGAUUAUUUCCAAAAGAUCAUGCAAUUGAAGUUGACAUGUUAAUAAAACUUUGGAUGGCACAAGGAUUUAUUACAUCGUCAAGUUCAAUUCAAUCUUUGGAGGAUGUGGGCAAUGAGUAUUUCAAGGAUUUAUAUUGGAGAUCAUUCUUUCAAGAAGUAGAAGAAAAUAGUUCCACUAAAAUGUUAGAAUGCAAAAUGCACGACCUCAUGCAUGAUCUCGCAAUACAAGUGGCAGGAACAGAGUGUGCUACAUUACAUUCUACUGAAGAAAAUAUCAAUGAAAGAACUCGGCAUGUGUCUUUUGAUUUUCAUUUAGAAACACCAGGAAAAAUUCCGACUUCUUUGUCUCAAAAAAGUAAGAUUCGUACAACUCUUUUUCCACAGAAAUCAUGGGAAUCAAACAAAUUAAGUUGGGAUGACAUUGGAAAAAUUCCGACUUCUUUGUCUCAAAAAAGUAAGAUUCGUACAACUCUUUUUCCACAGAAAUCAUGGGAAUCAAACAAAUUAAGUUGGGAUGACAUUCUUUUAAAUUUUAAGCUUUUGCGUACCUUAGAUCUUCAUGAUUCUGGGCUUAAGAUGGUGCCAAAAUCUAUUGGUAAACUGAAGCAUUUAAGGUAUCUUAAUCUUUCUGAAAAUGGGGAUAUCAAGAGACUACCAAAUUCUAUUACCAAGCUGCAAAAUUUGCAAACAUUGAAACUGUCAUAUUGUGAAGAUUUAGUAGAAUUGCCAAGAGACUUGAAGAAGCUAGUCAAUCUCAGGCAUCUUGAGAAUUAUGGAUGUGACAGUUUGACACAUAUGCCGAGUGGGCUCGGACAAUUGACUUACCUUCACACUUUGAAUGAGUUUGUGGUGAAAAAGGGCAUUGAUUCUACCGGUAAGCAGCAUAAUCGUCACGUAGGUGGGCUUAAUGAAUUAAUGGAACUGAACAACUUGAGAGGAGAGUUGUCUAUAAGAAACUUGGGAUACGGAGAAGAUGCAAGCCUAGAAUAUAAGGACGCAAAAUUGAAGGAAAAACAACAUCUUCAUCACUUAAAGUUACUUUGGCCAGAAAGAAGUGGUGAUCAUGUUGAUGCAAGGGAGGCUGCGGAUUAUGAAAUUACAUUGGAAAGCUUGCAACCACACCCAAAUCUUAAAGAACUGUCUUUAAUUGAUUACAAGGGUGCUAGACUUGCAAGUUGGCUUCCCUCGCUUACAACACUUGACACAUUGCUCUUAGCACAAUGUGAGAAAAUAGAGAAUGUGUUGCCACUGAGACAACUCCCCUGUUUGAAAUCAUUGCAGUUGGGUGGGUUGUCUUCCCUGGAGUAUAUUUCUGACAAUAAUAAUGUUAGCAGUGACUUAUUGGCUUCACAAGAACCACUACUGUCUAACUUACAAAGCCUUGAGCUUCAAGCCUUGCCCAAUCUAAAAGGAUGGUGGAAGGAUCAUCAUGUUGAAGAAGAAGAUGAUAGUUGCUGUUCCUUACCUUUGUUCGCUUGUCUCUCUAGAUUAGUUAUUGAGGAUUGCCCUAAAUUAACAUCCAUGCCACUUUACCCGUAUCUGAAAGAAGAGCUUGUGUUGGUAAAAGCUAGCUUGAAAAGUUUCCAACAAACAUUGAUGAUGAGCACCGCAGAUUCAUCUUUCUCUCCUCUCUCAAAUUUGACUUCCAUCAUUUUAUCUGGGAUUCAGCAUCUACAAUCUCUUCCAGAAGAGCUAACAAGACUCACUUCUCUCGAGGCUCUAUACAUCAUUGAUUGUCCAAAAUUGAAGACCUUGUGUCCUGCUAUUCUACAUCUCACCUUCCUUCAGAAACUAAUGAUUAGCCGUUGCCAAGAGGUUGACAUAUGCGAUAAUGGUGAUGGGAAUAUGUGGCAAGCUCUUCAAAGCCUCGAUUCUCUUCAGUUGUAUUAUCUUCCGCAGCUGGAAACUCUCCCUGACGGCCUGCAGCAACUUACCUCCCUCAGACUACUUUCAUUGGAUGAGUGUAAGAGUUUGGUGAGUAUUCCAGAAUGGAUUGGCAACCUCAAAUCACUUCAAAUGCUGGACAUUUCCGCGUGCAACAAUUUGAAAUCACUACCUCAAGGAAUACAACAGCUCACCUCUUUGCAAGCACUAUCUAUUAUGGAUUGUCCUGUCUUAAAGCAAAGGUGUGAAAGGGGUGGCGAGGACUGGCAUAAGGUUGCACACAUCCGAUACUUGUCUCUGGCAUGAUUGAUGAUUCACGGCCAUCCUCUUGAUCAGUUCUCCCAAUGAUCAUUGUCCUCUUUCGGAGAUUACUCUUUGAAGAACAUUACUAUAUGUUGAAGAUCCCAAACAAAUGAACAAACUUGAGUUAGUUAAAGGAUAAUCAAGAGAUGGAUCUUAUUCAAAGCUAUGGCUUGUGUGAUUUCAGUACAAAUUCAAGCAUUAUAAGGGUAAUUCAUUGCCCCCAUUUCCUGCUUUACCUUUGUAGAUUUGUUUCUGUUAUUUAUCUGUGUUCUUCAGUAUGAUAAUCUUACAUUUUUAUAUUUUUUAACUAAAACCAGGUUGCUGUGGUUUUUCACUCCGUUACUACAUUAAAAGUUGCAUAAAAAGAGUGAAAUUCUAUGUCAAUGAUACCAAACUAGUGGCAUGCAAAUGGUAAAGAGAUGGUGAUUCGCUUAAGAUUGCUUGUAGCUUUUGGGAUGGUUUCCCCAAAGAAUGUUCACAUUCCUCUCGUUUGCAUAGAAGUUGAGCACAGAACAAUCCCAAGGCUUUAAAGUUAGAAAGUGCUCCAGGACAUUUCCAUACCAAAAAUUGUGAAAACAAAAUCAACAAUAUCACAAUGGUAAUGCUCAUGCCUCCUGUUAUAAUUUGAUAAUAUAUCAAGCUUCUCAAAACAUUAUUGUUAAUCCACUGUAGUAACAACAGCUGUCUGCCGUACAAUUCACUGCUGAAUGAGAGAUGAGGAUCAUCAAGGCCUUGUGUCUGGUUUCUGCCUAUAUCAGGUGCAAGUAGAGUGUGAUAUCCACAAAGAAAUGUACAAGUUUUUAUUGUAAAGUUUGUAAAUUAAGCAAGCAAAAACACCCCAUGUUCAUUAAACUGGUGGUUUUAUUAUUGCGAAAUAUGUCACUUCCUGGUUUCGUAUACCAAAGGAAUCAUCAGUACCGCUGCAUGCUUAUCACAAAGUUGUGUAUUGACAGGAUCAUAGUUUUGGUACAUUUUAUAUAUUUAUAUUAAUUGCUUAGUUUUCUGUAUAUAUACAGUACUCGAUGGAUAUAAAAAUUGAAAUGCCACCUACUGAUUUUGUGCAGACUUAAAAAAUAAAAGAACU
Molecule: messenger RNA, 4668 nt
Organism: Ziziphus jujuba (common jujube)
Lineage: Eukaryota; Viridiplantae; Streptophyta; Magnoliopsida; Rosales; Rhamnaceae
Product: putative disease resistance protein RGA1
Exons: 4
Coding region: 123-3587 (1154 amino acids)
Biological process (GO): defense response to other organism
Molecular function (GO): ADP binding; protein binding
Source: RefSeq, a predicted model, not a curated record